ACCCAUGAAAUCUUCAAAGCACUGCAGCCAGGUCUUUCUACUUAUGCUGAUGACGUUGAAAAAGUGAAAGAAGUGUUUAAGGCGUCGCCUUUCCUUGUAGGGGAUGACUGUGUUUCCAUCAUGAAAGGAACAAAUAAAGGCGUUUCAGCCUGGGUCACUGUCAGCUUCCUGACGGGGAUUUUGAAAACCUCUGGAAGCAGCAGUGUGGGCAUGCUGGAUUUGGGCGGAGGGUCCACUCAGAUCACCUUCCUUCCUAGAGUCCAGGGCACCCUUCAGACCUCCCUACCUGGCUACCUGACGUCACUGCAGAUGUUUAAUAGGACCUACAAGCUCUAUUCCUACAGCUACCUGGGGCUCGGAUUGAUGUCAGCACGGCUGGCGAUUCUGGGCGGCAUAGAGGGGAAACCUGCAGAGGAUGAAAAGGAGUUGGUCAGCCCUUGUUUGUCUCCCAAUGUCAAAGGAGAGUGGGAACAUGCUGAAAUAACUAGAAUCUCAGGACAGAAGUCAGUGAACCAGCUGUGUGCCAGCGGAGUGUCGGAAAUCCUUCAAAAUAAAGUGCACAUAAUGGAAGAAGUGAAGGAUGUGGAUUUUCAUGCUUUUUCCUACUAUUACGAUCUUGCAGCAAAUGUUGACCUCGUAGGGAAGGAUACGGAGAAAGGGGGCAGCCUAGUCAUCGGAGACUUUGAAAUUGCAGCUAAGUACGGCGAGCAUUUAGAGGUGUGGGAGUACGGAGUUGAGAGUGUAGUUGGAGUCACCAUGCUGGGCCCAGACCACAAGUUCGCGAUGUCUUGUAUGGCCCAGGGAGUGAACCACUGGGAACCUGAGUGGGAACCUGCUGUCUCAUCCCUACUGUACCAGACAGCGGAGACCCAACCAUAGAGCAACCCCUCCGUGUGUAUGGAUCUUACCUAUAUCAGCUUGCUGCUCUAAGAAUUCGGCUUUCCGAGGAACAAAGUGAUAAAACUCACUCGAAAAAUCGACAAUUUUGAGACCAGCUGGGCUCUGGGAGCCAUUUUUCAUUACAUCGACUCCAUAAAUGGACAGAAGAAUUGGGCCACGUAG
Rhinolophus ferrumequinum (greater horseshoe bat) is the source of this 1062-nucleotide messenger RNA. It is a transcript of the gene ENTPD6, whose product is annotated as ectonucleoside triphosphate diphosphohydrolase 6. Gene Ontology annotation, biological process: nucleoside diphosphate catabolic process. The record is from RefSeq and is a predicted model, not a curated record. Gene Ontology annotation, cellular component: membrane; Golgi apparatus. Lineage: Eukaryota; Metazoa; Chordata; Mammalia; Chiroptera; Rhinolophidae. Gene Ontology annotation, molecular function: UDP phosphatase activity; GDP phosphatase activity.